Molecule: messenger RNA, 3357 nt
Organism: Myotis myotis
Lineage: Eukaryota; Metazoa; Chordata; Mammalia; Chiroptera; Vespertilionidae
Gene: LOXL2
Product: lysyl oxidase like 2
Exons: 14
Coding region: 229-2550 (773 amino acids)
Biological process (GO): peptidyl-lysine oxidation
Cellular component (GO): membrane
Molecular function (GO): copper ion binding; protein-lysine 6-oxidase activity
Source: RefSeq, a predicted model, not a curated record
GGCGCUACUCCAGCUCGCGGCUCCCGGCACUUGGAGCUCGCUCUCUCCAGCCGCCCCUCUGCUCGGGGAAGGGGCUCGGCGGCGACGCGGGUGCAGACGCGGGGCCACGGAGGGAAACGUGGCCCCAGCCAAGCCAGGGCGGACCCCUCCUACCAAGAGCUCCUGCCUGUAGCUGGAAGCACCCACUGCCUUCCCCGCUCGGAGAGGCUGUCCAGCCAGAGGGUAGGCAUGGUGAGGCUGGGAGGCCCCUGCCUCUGCAGCUGCCUGGCUGUGCUCUCCCUCCUCCCCUGGCGGAGCCUGGCGCAGUACGAGAGCUGGCCCCACUACCCAGAGUACUUCCAGCAGCCCGCGCCCGAGUACCACCGGCCUCAGGUGCCCUCUGAUGUCGCCAAGAUCCAGCUGCGCCUGGCGGGGCAGAAGAGGAAGCACAGUGAGGGGCGGGUGGAGGUGUACUACCAAGGCCAGUGGGGCACCGUGUGCGAUGAUGACUUCUCCAUCCACGCUGCCCACGUCGUCUGCCGGGAGCUGGGAUACGUGGAGGCCAAGUCCUGGACGCCCAGCUCCUCCUACGGCAAAGGGGAAGGGCCCGUCUGGUUGGACAAUGUCUACUGCACCGGCAAAGAGGCAACCCUCGCAGCCUGCUCCUCCAAUGGCUGGGGUGUCACCGACUGCAAGCACACAGAAGACGUGGGUGUGGUGUGCAGUGAGAAAAGGAUUCCUGGGUUCAAAUUCGACAAUUCGUUGAUCAACCACGUAGAGAACCUGAACAUCCAGGUGGAGGACAUCCGGAUCCGAGCCAUCCUCUCCGCCUACCGCAAGCGUACCCCCGUGACGGAGGGCUACGUGGAGGUGAAGGAGGGCAAGGCCUGGAAGCAGAUCUGUGACAAGCACUGGACGGCCAAGAACUCCCGCGUGGUCUGCGGCAUGUUCGGCUUCCCUGGGGAGAAGACGUACAACACCAAAGUGUACAAAAUGUUUGCGGCCCGAAAGAAGCCGCGCUACUGGCGGUUCUCCAUGGACUGCACGGGCACGGAGGCCCACAUCUCCAGCUGCAAGCUGGGCCCACAGGUGACGCGGGACCCCGUGAAGAACGUCACCUGUGAGAACGGGCUGCCAGCAGUGGUGAGCUGCGUGCCUGGCCAGGUCUUCAGCCCCGAGGGACCUUCGAGAUUCCGGAAAGCCUACAAGCCAGAGCAGCCCCUGGUGCGGUUGAGAGGUGGUGCCAACAUCGGGGAGGGCCGCGUGGAGGUGCUCAAGAAUGGCGAAUGGGGUACCAUCUGUGAUGACAAGUGGGACCUGGUGUCUGCCAGCGUUGUCUGCCGAGAGCUGGGCUUUGGAAGUGCCAAAGAGGCCGUCACUGGCUCCCGGCUGGGGCAAGGGAUAGGACCCAUCCAUCUCAACGAGAUCGAGUGCACUGGGAACGAGAAGUCCAUCAUUGACUGCAAGUUCAAUGCCGAGUCCCAGGGCUGCAACCACGAGGAGGAUGCUGGUGUGAGAUGUAAUACCCCUGCCAUGGGCUUCCAGAAGAAGCUGCGCCUGAACGGGGGCCGAAACCCCUUCGAGGGCCGGGUGGAGGUGCUGGUGGAGAGGAAUGGGUCCCUUGUAUGGGGGACCGUGUGCGGCGAGAACUGGGGCAUCGUGGAGGCCAUGGUGGUCUGCCGGCAGCUGGGCCUGGGGUUCGCCAGCAACGCCUUCCAGGAGACCUGGUAUUGGCAGGAAAACAUCAAUGCCAACACAGUGGUCAUGAGCGGAGUGAAGUGCUCGGGAACGGAGCUGUCCCUGGCGCACUGUCGCCAGGAUGAGGACGUGGCCUGCCCCCAGGGUGGAGCACAUUAUGGGGCUGGAGUCGCCUGCUCAGAAACCGCCCCUGACCUGGUCCUCAAUGCGGAGAUUGUCCAGCAGAGCACCUACCUGGAGGACCGGCCCAUGUUCAUACUCCAGUGCGCCAUGGAGGAGAACUGCCUCUCGGCCUCGGCUGCCCAGACCAACCCCACCACGGGCCACCGGCGGCUGCUGCGCUUUUCCUCCCAGAUCCACAACAAUGGCCAGUCCGACUUCCGGCCCAAGAACGGCCGCCAUGCGUGGAUCUGGCAUGACUGCCACAGGCACUACCACAGCAUGGAAGUGUUCACCCACUACGAUCUCCUGAACCUCAAUGGCACCAAGGUGGCAGAGGGCCACAAGGCCAGCUUCUGCUUGGAGGACACGGAAUGUGAAGGAGACAUCCAGAAGAAUUACGAGUGUGCCAACUUUGGCGAGCAGGGCAUCACCAUGGGCUGCUGGGACGUGUACCGCCAUGACAUCGACUGCCAGUGGGUGGACAUCACUGACGUGCCACCUGGAGACUACCUGUUUCAGGUUGUCAUUAACCCCAACUACGAGGUGGCAGAGUCUGACUACACCAACAACAUCAUGAAGUGCAGGACCCGCUACGACGGCCACCGCAUCUGGAUGUACAACUGCCACAUAGGUGGUUCCUUCAGUGAAGAGACGGAAAAGAAGUUUGAACACUUCAGUGGACUCAUAAAUAACCAGCUCUCCCCGCGGUAAGGCAGCUGCGGGCCGCUCCCGCCUGCGGGCUCUGACUGAUGGACGCCACCCUCCCCUCGUCCGCCCGCCCGCCCGCCCGCCCGCCGUCCGGACCCUGCGGCCACGGCCACGCUCAGGAGGACGGGGUGCCCCUGACUUGCUGGGGCUGCUGCAGAGCCCGGCGGCCUCCGGGAGGGAGUGUCCGCAGGCCGUGGGAGCAGCGCACCAGCCAUCCUGUCCGGGACCCCCAGUUGUCAUCAACGUGUCCCAUCCAAACCACCGCCCCCCAAGCCUGACACCAACCACCCUGCUCUGCUGACCACUGAUAACAUGGGGCCAGUUCCUCCUCAGGUGCCACUUUGGCGACGCCAGCUUAAACCUGAGGGGUCAGGCUGAUGCGCUUCUCCUCCUCUUAGGUCGUUUCCAGCCAACUUGAAUGUGUAGAGCUCUCUUCCAGCUACACUGCCUCUCCCCCCUCCGUCCUACCCAUGUAUAAAAUAAGCUGCCACAUGUUUUCUGAGAGGUGAGCUCAGAGUUGGUGCUUCUCCCCGCACCCCCUGCUUCCUAUUUUCAAGACAUUAUUAUAUUUUCAUGGACUUUGACACACAAAGUAGUGGUAUUUAAUAUUGGCGAUCUAGGCCUUUGAAAAUAUAGCUCAAAGGAAAACCCGCCCACCUGUGUGGCUCCCGUUUCUGUCCUUGCGAGGCGGCGGGUAACUGCUAACGGUGCUAUAACCAGGGUCCUGGGUGACGAGGACACUCGCGGAACACCGUGUCAUCACGGACACUUACACAUACUUGAAACUUGGAAUAAAACAUUGACGACGUG